CACGCUCACGUGACUGCAGUGAGGCUCGUGGGUGGCUCAGGAUUGGUGUGACAGAGGUUCGGGAGGCGGGCUUAGUGCUAUUCUGGAAAUCAUCUUGCGUAGCGCAUCUGUAUCGGCAAGAACACAUCGCUGUGAUGAGCGGGCCCAGCUAAAUUCAGUUAUUUAUCCUCACACGGUUGCGGUUUUUCUUUGUGCUCGCCCUGCCUGCUCAAGAUGCUCAGGACUUAACUAUUAGCCUCCAUAUAUAACCCAUCAAAAAGCAAGCCAAGAGUCCAAAGCCUUUACUGGAUCAGGCGACAGCAUGGCACAGGUUGAGGAGCCUCAAACUGAAGGAGAGGGAAGCCCCCAGAUGAUCUCCUUAAGAUCAGACAUAUCAGGGAACCACGUAGACGAUGGAGAAGUGGGACCCUCCAUAAGGAGGAAGAGGAGGAAGAAGAAAGACCCCCGACCCGAGUCCAUUAUCGUUUACCGCUCUGAUAUGGAGAGGGCGCCUGGAGAGGACCAAGGUGGCGAGGAGGGAGCAGAGAGGAGCACGGAGGAGGGGGCUAAAUUCCUCUGCACACCUACAGGCGAAGGAGGAGGUUGGAGCCUUCCUCCAGACAGCCGCUACGUGACCCUCACUGGCACCAUCACCCGAGGGAAGAAGAAGGGUCAGGUAGUUGACAUUCACCUGACCAUGACAGAGAAGGAACUCAGGGAUCUGGCUAAAUCAAGGGAACGUCUUGAUGCAGAGUGCGAGGGCGGAGAAGGCUCGAAACGCACCUGCAGCUUAGGUGUGUGUCAGGGGCCACAUGUUGUCCUCUGGAGCGUCUCAUGCGCCCCCUUGGUUUUCCUCCUCUCCUUCAUCACCUCCUUCUACUAUGGCACUCUUACCUGGUACAACGUCUUCCUGGUAUAUAAUGAAGAGCGGACGUUCUGGCACAAGAUCACAAUAUGCCCAUUCCUGAUCAUCUUCUACCCUAUGCUCAUCAUGCCCAUGGCAGUGUCUCUGGCUCUGUACUCAGCCGUGGUUCAGGUGUCCUGGGCCUUCAGCGAGUGGUGGAUGUCCGUCAGAGACCUGGAGAAAGGCUUCUGCGGCUGGGCUUGUGGGAAGCUGGGACUGGAGGACUGUUCCCCCUACAGCAUAGUUGAACUGCUUGACUCUGACACCGUUUCUGGCACUCUGCAGAGCAAGGCACCAAGCGAACACGCCCAGACAUCAUCCGUGUGAAGGUCCAAGGGUCUUCUUGAUGUAGGCCGAAAUCAAAGUGAUAUGACUGGAAAGUAUAUUUAAGCUAUUUCACGAUGUAAACACUGCCUAAAUUGUGCUAAAAUGCAACUACUUCAAAUUUUAUAGAACAUUAUUGAGUCCAGGUCUCUAUAAAUGAUGAUGAGCAUGA
Molecule: messenger RNA, 1379 nt
Organism: Acanthopagrus latus (yellowfin seabream)
Lineage: Eukaryota; Metazoa; Chordata; Actinopteri; Spariformes; Sparidae
Gene: tmem169b
Product: transmembrane protein 169b
Exons: 3
Coding region: 302-1210 (302 amino acids)
Source: RefSeq, a predicted model, not a curated record